GAAGCCUGGAGGAGGAUGGGUCACCGAGACUUUUCAACAGGGAAUAUGUGCUGAUGUUUGGUGUGUUUGAUGAAAGCAAAAGUUGUCAAAAGGCAUCCUCACAGACAUCAGCACUGAAGUACACAAUUAAUGGCUAUGCUGAUGGGACGUUACCAGAUUUAGAGGCUUGUGCCUAUGACAACAUUAGUUGGCAUUUGAUAGGAAUGAGUUCCAAGCCAGAAAUUUUCUCCAUUCAUAUCAAUGGUCAGACCAUGCAGCAAAGAAAUCAUCGAAUUUCUACUGUUAACCUCGUGGGAGGAGCAUCAACCACAGUAAACAUGACAGUCAGUGAAGAAGGAAGGUGGCUGAUCUCUUCUCUUGUCCAGAAGCAUCUGCAAGCUGGACUGCAUGGUUACCUCAGUAUAAGAGGCUGUGAGGACAAAGAGGUGAAGAAGAGGAGGCUCUCCUUUAGAGAACGCCUUAUAGUCAAGAAUUGGGACUAUUUCAUUGCUGCAGAAGAAAUUACUUGGGAUUAUGCCCCAAAUAUUCCAGACAACCUUGAUAGGUAAAAUAAUAUUUUGUCAACCUAACA
Messenger RNA from Tinamus guttatus (white-throated tinamou), 571 nucleotides. Lineage: Eukaryota; Metazoa; Chordata; Aves; Tinamiformes; Tinamidae. The record is from RefSeq and is a predicted model, not a curated record.